AUGGCACUUGAACAAAAAUUUGUGGAUCAAUUAAGCGAUGAAAAUGAAGAAGACUUUGAUGCAGAUAAAGUAGAUUCUAAAAACCAAGAAGUUUCUUUACUUUCAAUACCUAUUAAAGAAGCAAAUGAACCUGUAUAUAGACUUAAUCCAACUAAUACUACUUCUUCCGAUCAGUUUACAGCCACCAGUAUUACAUGCCUUGAUAAUUGUUUUCCUGAUGAGACUUUAAGAAUAGAAGCAAUUUUCUUACAAGAUGUUAUCUCAGUGCAAAAAAGCAAUAAAGUUGGAAGAAGAAAGUUAGGAGUUAAAUCCUUCCAAAUCGCUGUUACAUCAACAUCACAUUCAAAUAUAGAAAAUUCUAAUCAAGCUAUUUCUGACCAACUGCCAAUUGAUUCAAGAAAAUUAGUAAAUCAAGAUGAACCGCCAAGAAAAAAGCAAAGACAAUAUUGUGAAACCAAACCUGAAGAAAAAAAGCUCUUAGAACCAUUGCUGACUUGUUCUGAAUAUCCAACUAGUAACCAAUUAGAUCAAGUUAAAGAAACAUUAGGGGAUGAAUGGGAUAAAAAUCGGAUUUGCGGAAUUGCCAAUAGAAUAAAAUGUUAUAGAAGAGCUCAAAAGGCAAAACCUCAACUUCUUUUAGAUAGAAAAAAUGCUGACGAAAAAAAGUAUUAA
Molecule: messenger RNA, 672 nt
Organism: Funneliformis caledonium
Lineage: Eukaryota; Fungi; Glomeromycota; Glomeromycetes; Glomerales; Glomeraceae
Source: the annotation of a GenBank genome assembly